AUGUCCUCGAGACAUCGAAACCGAAUCCUCCCGCCAUCGUCACUCCUUCUCUCCUAUCUUGCGUCAGCAUCUUACGCUGCCUUCACCAACGACUUCUCCGCGUAUCCGGCAUCAUCGCGGUCAUGUCUGAACACAGCAGCAACCGCGUCCGGGUGCACGGGUGACACGGUGUCCGAAAUGAACCAUUGUCUGUGUGGGAAUGGGGGGAACUUCGUGCUCUCGGCUGCGGCAUGUGUGUCGAAGACCGACCACGAUGAGCUGGAUGAUGUUUACGAGAUGCUUUUGACGUCUUGCACAGACUCGAAAACGCCAUUGGGCGUCUCACAGGCCGAAUUCCUGGGAGCCGGCGACUCGACAACAUCAUCAUCAAGCACGACCUUGGCCACGUCUACCACAACGCCGAGCACAGCAUCGACGACAUCAUACGUCCCAUUGACUACAUACAAGAGCGUGGCGAACGGAGUGACGGUAACCGUUACGAGGGGGAUCGAAUCGGUGCCGACCGGAACGAACGUUGGAAAGGGGAGCAGCAACUCCGACGAUUCAGGCUCGGGUGAAGGAUCUGGCCGUACUGCCCUCGCUGCCGGCCUUGUCGGAGGCGUCGCAAUUGUUUUGGCUAUUCUCGCAUUCCUUUGCUACAGGAAAAAGAAACAGCGUCAGCAGCGAGCAGCCAACACCGGACCAGGCGGGAAAUUCGCGGCCUUAUCGAGCGCGACAAGCCUCACGACCAUGAGCUCUCCGCCGCAAGGAGCGGCCACCACAGCCGGGGCAGCAGCCACGACACAAUAUCACAACGUGAACGAUCAAAGACCGGAUACCGCGGGCGGGUCGAUGCCCAUGGCCGCAACGCCUGGCUGGAAUCCUCAACACCAGCCAUCACAGCAACAACAACGUCAAGAAGGGAACCUGAGCCCUCAAUACUGGCAGCAACAAAACGGUCAACAUUCAGGUUCAUGGCCAUCACCGGUAUCGAAUGGAGGCACGGGCACGUGGGGACAACAUGGAGUCUCCCCCGUCUCUCAGUAUCCUCCAGGAUCUCGUGGCUCGCCUUCGAUGCAGAACGGCACAUGGAACGGCCAAACUUCAAAUGGGCGAGACCUCACAUGGAAUGGCCAAGCUGCAGCACAGAAUGGCACAUGGAACUCCCACAACCACAACUCACCACCAGACGGAACAUGGAACGCACAAGCCGUUCCUCACUCCCAGAACUCACCACCGAACGGAACGUGGAACGCGCAACCCGUUCCCGUCCCGGCACCGAUCCCUCAUCCCACCGGUACCGCCACAACCCCCGUCUUCGAACUUCCCGGAGACCAUAUCCUAGCCGUCGAGGCAGACUCGACACCAAUCGGUCCUGCUCAGCCAGCGCCAGCACAGCAACAACAUCAACAUCACCAACAUCAACAAUACCAAACACCUCUAUCCGCACGACCGUCGUCAUCGAUACAAUCAACACCGCAAAUGCAGGUAGCUCAUCCAGCACAACCGGCGCCCGCACACUACGGCAUGCAGAGGCAGGUCGACGACGCACUACAAAUAUCAAGAGUAGAAUUACCGCCGCCGAGAUAUGAAGGGCCCAGGUCACCGGAAUGGGUUAGCGAGGACAAGAAGUUCGGAUGA
Messenger RNA from Colletotrichum karsti, 1620 nucleotides. RefSeq lists its product as uncharacterized. The transcript has a single exon. The coding region runs from base 1 to 1620 and encodes 539 amino acids. Lineage: Eukaryota; Fungi; Ascomycota; Sordariomycetes; Glomerellales; Glomerellaceae. The record is from RefSeq and is a predicted model, not a curated record.